Molecule: messenger RNA, 1332 nt
Organism: Cladophialophora yegresii CBS 114405
Lineage: Eukaryota; Fungi; Ascomycota; Eurotiomycetes; Chaetothyriales; Herpotrichiellaceae
Exons: 2
Coding region: 1-1332 (443 amino acids)
Source: RefSeq, a predicted model, not a curated record
AUGGACGACGGGAUGAUCGAAGAGACGAAAGAAGAGAUGACAUCGACUCCUAUGUUCCACUCACAAGCUCACGAGCAGCACGCCCGCGAAGCCGCUCCCCAGCCUUUCGUCGACGAUCACGGACCCCCCCAAGUAGAAGAGAGGACUUGUUCGCCACCAGAAGAUCACCACCACGUCGCUACUCUCCAAGAAGGUCCUCACCUAGAAGGUGGUCUAGAUCCCCUCCUGGCAAUAGGGCUCGCAGUCCGCCUGAUUCUAAGAGAUUUCGAGACUUCUCACCUGAGCCUAGCCGACGCUCGCCGAAGCGCGAACGACGAUUCUCUCCUAACCGGAGCCGGGACCCACGUGACAGAUCGCCUUUGGGAGAAUCGGCAAGAGCAGGGGAAAGCUACAGACCAAGCUCUAGAACUCCGCCGCGAAGGAGACCGCAAAAUGACACCUGGGGCUGAAUCAGCCACUGGCAGCUAUCGUGACCGAUCUCCCCUACCACCCGCACCUGCGGACCUUCUACGGGACCGAGAUGUGAGCAUGCCACGCGAGGAUGUCAACAUGAAUGGCACCAACGAGCCACGGCGGCCCCCAUCGGGUCCCAGCGGUUUCCGGAAUGGCAGUUACGAUAGACCACCGCCGUCAGGCCCGUCACGAAAUUUCAGCCAGCCGAUUCAAUCACCGCCAACUGGUCCCGCAGCAUCAAUGUCAAUGUCCGCUCAUAACAGGGGUGGCGGCGCGUCCACGCUGAGAGCUCCUUCGGGACCUCGCGGCUCAGUUGGUAGAUUCGACGGUCCACCGCCUCGAGAUUUCCCAGGUCCACGUGGUCGAGGUGGCUUGCCCUAUCGAGGCCCAGCGCCUCAUGGACCAAGAGGUGGAGGCUAUGGGCGUGGCGACUUCGGCGGAUCCAGUGGUCGAGGGGACUACGGAGGGAACACCUACCGUGGUGGCGGCUUCGGACGUGGUGGCAGCCCUGUGGGCGGCGGUGAGCCGUCGUUCCCAUAUCGCACCAACAACAGCUCGAGCACGACUUAUCCUCGCACACAGCGCUUCAACACCAUUCAACAGCAUCUGGCCACGAACGAGAAGAUCGUCCCCGGCGGCAAGUUACUCCCCUCGGGUCUCCCUCCUGACCAGGAAAAACGGAUCAAGAUGCUCGAAGCAGAGAGCGAGCGCAUGCGGGCUGAGAUUUCCGAGAAACAAAAGCUGAAGAGAGAAGUCCUAAAUGAAUGGGAAGUUAGGGAAAGAGAGAGGGAGAGGGAGGCCCUGCGGAGUGAGCUUGCUGAGCAGCAUCUACAGCAAUUGAUGGAGAGCGAGGAUGGAAUCGGAAGAGCUGCGUUCUAG